Messenger RNA from Carassius gibelio (silver crucian carp), 2518 nucleotides. It is a transcript of the gene rgs14a, whose product is annotated as regulator of G protein signaling 14a. Lineage: Eukaryota; Metazoa; Chordata; Actinopteri; Cypriniformes; Cyprinidae. Gene Ontology annotation, biological process: signal transduction. The record is from RefSeq and is a predicted model, not a curated record. Gene Ontology annotation, molecular function: GTPase activator activity.
UUGCGGUGUGUUGCUAUGGUAAGACUUCCCUUUGAAACAGGAAGUGACAGAGCUGUAAGAAAGAGGGCUGGCAGGCAGCGUAGCUGUAGAGGGGAACAGUUUGGAGCGACGUACUCGGUGUCGUACCCUGAUGUGGCCAUGUCCAAGAAAAUGAACACUCUGUCAGUGCCAGCGGGUCAGAUGACCCAGGCGGUUUCUGAUGGGGAGCUCAACUCCAAGUUACCCAGUCGUGGCAGCAGCUCCAGCCUAUCAGAGAGCUCGAGCAGGACCGGUGGUCCUCAAGGGGCUGAUGGUCCAGCCAGUCGGGUGGUCAGCUGGGCGGUGUGUUUCGAACACCUGCUUGAAGACCGUGUCGGUGUGCGAUACUUCACCGAGUUUCUCAAAUCCGAGGUGAGUGCUGAGAAUAUUCUGUUCUACGAAGCCUGUGAAAAGUUCAAGAAAAUCCCAGCCACUAGACUGGAAGAGCUGAAGAAAGAGGCGCGUUCCAUCUACGACAGUUUUCUUUCUGAGAGCUCUCUGCAUGCGGUUAAUAUCGACGAUACGGCCCAGAUUGAAGAGAGUGCAUUAGAGACGCCUACGCCCGACAUGUUCAAUAAAGCACAGGGACAGAUCUUCAAGCUGAUGAAAAUGGACAGCUACACGAGGUUUGUCCGCUCUCCGCUCUACCAGAACUGCAUGCUGUCUUGUGUGGAGGGUCGUCCUCUUCCCAGUGUUGGAACCCCGGAGCCCAGAAACAAAAUGUCUAAAAAGAGUGCAACGCCACCUAAUAACAGAAAGAGUGUUGAGUUGAAAGUGCCCUCAUCCGACAGCAAGACCAACAGGAAGAAGAGGUUAGAGAAGAGAGGCUCAUGGGGAGCUGACCAGUCAUAUCAGCAUGUGAUGGUGUCUCGUAAAGAGUCUCAGAUCUCAGUGAAGUCUAACAGCAGUCUGGAGUUGGUCUCUGGAUUUGGGCGAGCUGAGAACGGGCGCUGCAAUGUGGCCAUCUCUGAUCCAGAAGCCUUGAGUUGUGGUUCUCCGACAGCCGAUAAGUACUGCUGUGUCUACCUGCCGGACGGGACCGCCAGCCUGGCCCCUGCCAAACCCAGCGUGAGCCUCAGAGACAUGCUGAGCAGCCUGUGUGAGAAGAGAGGCUUUCCUCUGAAAGAUGUCAUCAUCUACCUACAAGGCAAAGAUAAGCCUCUUUCUCUGGAUCAGGACAGCUCUCUGUUUGGAGAUCAACAGCUCACUUUGGAGCUCAAAGUUACAUUUGCGCUGUACAUUGCGUUUGCAGAAAGAACGAUAGGAAUCAUUGCAAAGUCGAGCAAGAAUUUGGGCGAUACACUUUCCACUGUCCUACAGAAAUACCAAGUGCGACCUCAGGAUGUGCAGGUUACUCUGAGUGGCUCAAAUGAACCUCUAAACAUGAGCACAAACGUGUUUCGUCUUGCCAACAAAACACUGUGUUUGGACAAAGUUAAAGUUGGUUUGGAGACUCAAGCCGCUUUACCAACAGCCAAAGCAAAUCCCAGACCCAGAAGAAACCAGGAAAUGGAUGGUCUUGUUGAGCUGCUGUCCCGUGCACAGUGCAGUCGUGUGGAGGACCAGCGUGGUUUACUCACCAAAGAGCAGCUGGAGUUACCGCAGUUCCUGCAGCUGCCAGCAGGGAACGAGGAGCAGACUUCCUGCGACCAGACACAGGAUUGUGCCCUUUGACCUGAGAACCAUUCGAGCACUAUUCAAGCAACUUAAGACUCAAAUCAGUUAGCUGUAUGGGAGACUGGAGGAGAGAAACUCUGAAAAGGUUACGCAAGUGUGUGUGUGUGUGUGUGUGUGUGAGAGAGAGAGAGAGAGAGAGUUGAGGUUUCUUAACCUUGAGAGUGAUUGAGUAAAGUGUAUAUUUUGUAAAUUACAGACACUGCCAUGUAGAGCUCUUAGAAACGCUGCCUGUCAAAUAAUGCAAAAUUAUAGAAAGUUGCCUUUAAAAAAAAAUCCAACUACAUUUGCUUACUAAAACAAUUGUAUUUAUUUUCAUAUCAGAUUGUAUGUGCAAUAUCAAGUGUGCUCUUAUUUAUCAGAACAUAUUUGGUAUGGGAACUCAUCUAGUAUGACUUUAUAUUGAGUUUAUUGUUUUUUUUUCUUUUGUUCACAGUGAAUUUAGGGUCUGAUUUAAAAAGGUUUUGUGUGAGCUGUUGUGUGAAACUGCACUGUGUUGCGUGUGAUUUUAGGCACUUUGUUUCAUUUGGUGAGACAAUCUGAUAUGAAAUGAGAUAAGCAAGGUCAUAUUUAGUUUUGAAAUAAUUUAUUUCAAAUGUCCUAAAUUAAAUGUAAUUUCCACUCGAUGUUGUUCCAAAACUGUAUGACCAUGAUCAUUCAUUUAAAUUGUUUGUGUAUUAUUUGUCUAGUACUACUCUUUUGUGUAAAAUGAAAGCAUAUAUUGGACAUUUACUUUAAAUUUAUAAUUUUUUUCUCCCAAUUCUCAGACAAACAUCAGAAUUAUGAAAUAUAAACUCUGAAUUAUUAAAUUUACAUCUUGCUAUUC